Molecule: messenger RNA, 4711 nt
Organism: Pungitius pungitius (ninespine stickleback)
Lineage: Eukaryota; Metazoa; Chordata; Actinopteri; Perciformes; Gasterosteidae
Gene: slc4a4a
Product: solute carrier family 4 member 4a
Exons: 27
Coding region: 231-3491 (1086 amino acids)
Biological process (GO): transmembrane transport; bicarbonate transport; regulation of intracellular pH
Cellular component (GO): basolateral plasma membrane; plasma membrane
Molecular function (GO): solute:inorganic anion antiporter activity; sodium:bicarbonate symporter activity; monoatomic anion transmembrane transporter activity
Source: RefSeq, a predicted model, not a curated record
GUGUGUGUGUGUGUGUGCGCAAGUGGACUCCUUCACCUCACAUGCUCCCCGGCGGCCGGUGACGAGCGGAGACAGACGCGCAGGCACCGCAGCGGGGACACAGGGUCCGCACCGCGAGGGUUUCGACAGCCGCGUUCCUCCCGGCCUCGUGUCAAGCAUCAGCAGCCACUCCGGUGAUCCGUCUGCUCCACACAUUCACUGAGGAGCUUCAUCUCACACAACCAGAAGAGAUGAGCAGCGGCAAGAAGAUGGAGGACGAGGCGGUGCUGGACCGGGGCGCGUCCUUACUCAAGCACCUCUGCGACGAGGAGGAGGUCGAGGGCCACCACACCGUCUACAUCGGCGUGCGCGUGCCCAAGAGCUAUCGGCGGCGGCGGCGCCACCGCCGGAAAGCCGCCCACAAGGACAGAAAGGAGCGUUUGACGGAGAACACCUUCGACAGGUCGGACACCGAAAACAACGACGAGCCCAGCAACACCAUCCUCAAACCUCUGGUCUCGCCGGCAGCCGAGAGGAUCCGCUUCAUCCUCGGCGAGGAGGAUGACGGCCCGCCGCCGCCGCAGCUCUUCACGGAGCUGGACGAGCUGCUGUCGGUGGACGGACAGGAGAUGGAGUGGAAGGAGACGGCCAGGUGGAUCAAGUUUGAGGAGAAGGUGGAGAAAGGAGGGGAGCGCUGGAGUAAACCCCACGUGGCCACGCUGUCCUUGCACAGCCUGUUUGAGCUGAGGACGUGCAUAGAGAAAGGCACCAUCAUGCUCGACAUGGAGGCCUCCACCCUCCCUCAGGUUGUUGAGAUGAUCACUGACAACCAGAUAGAGAUCGGCCAGCUGAAGGCAGAGCUGAAGGACAAAGUGAUGUACACGUUGCUACGGAGACAUCGCCACCAGACCAAGAAGUCCAACCUGCGCUCUCUGGCCGACAUCGGCAAGACGGUCUCCAGUGCAAGUAGGCUGUUUUCCAACCAGGAAAACGACAGUCCCACCACAGCCCACCGGGACCUGACCUCCAGCAGCCUGAACGACAUCUCUGACAAACCGGAAAAAGAACAGCUGAAGAACAAGUUCAUGAAGAAGUUGCCGAGAGACGCCGAGGCCUCCAACGUGCUGGUGGGGGAGGUGGACUUCCUGGACACGCCGUUCGUGGCGUUUGUCCGUCUGCAGCAGGCCGUGAUGCUGGGAGCCCUCACCGAGGUCCCCGUCCCCACCAGGUUUUUAUUCAUCUUGCUGGGACCCAAAGGCAAAGCCAAGUCGUACCACGAGAUUGGCAGAGCGAUCGCCACCCUGAUGUCGGAUGAGAUCUUCCACGACAUCGCGUACAAGGCCAGGGACAGACAAGACCUGCUGGCCGGCAUCGACGAGUUCCUCGACGAGGUGAUCGUGCUCCCUCCGGGGGAGUGGGACCCGGCCAUCAGGAUCGAGCCCCCCAAAUCCCUCCCCUCCUCGGACAAAAGGAAAAACAUGUACGCAGGAGGAGACUCUCAGAUGAACGGAGAUAUGCCUCAUGAUGGAGGUCAUGGAGGAGGGGGACAUGCUGCUGGGGACGAGCUAAAGAAGACUGGAAGGUUUUGUGGAGGUCUCCUACUUGACAUAAAAAGAAAAGCGCCUUUCUUCAUCAGUGACUUCACCGACGCAUUUCACAUUCAGGCCUUGUCAGCCAUUUUGUUCAUCUACCUGGGAACCGUGACCAACGCCAUCACCUUCGGCGGUCUGCUGGGGGAUGCUACGGAAAACAUGCAGGGCGUGCUGGAGAGCUUCAUGGGCACAGCCAUCACCGGCGUGGUCUUCUGCCUGAUGGGCGGCCAGCCCCUCAUCAUCCUCAGCAGCACCGGGCCCGUCCUGGUGUUUGAACGGCUGCUCUUCAAUUUCAGCAGAGACAACUCACUGGACUACAUGGAGUUCCGCCUGUGGAUCGGCCUGUGGUCGGCGUUCUACUGCCUGGUGCUCGUGGCCACCGACGCCAGCUACCUGGUUCAGUACUUCACCCGCUUCACCGAGGAGGGCUUCUCCUGCCUCAUCAGCUUCAUCUUCAUCUACGACGCCUUCAAGAAGAUGCUCAAACUAGCCGACCACUACCCCAUCAACGGCGACUUCAAGAUGGAGCACGUCACGCAGUACGACUGCCUCUGCAUGGCGCCUGCUGUUCCUGAGAAUACGUCCGACAUGGUUGACGAUUCAUUGGAAGCUAUUUUACAGUCUUUAAACAGCACUGAUCUGCCUCUUCUCUCCUCCAUGCAGCCCAUGAACGCCAGCUGGUCGUCCCUCUCAAAGUCGGACUGCUUGAAGUACAACGGCGAGCUGGUGGGGAAGGCCUGCGAGUUCAUCCCGGACAUCGCCCUCAUGUCCUUCAUCCUCUUCUUCGGCACCUACACCUGCUCCAUGUUUCUGAAGAAGUUCAAGACCAGCCAGUUCUUCCCCACCAGCGUGAGGAAACUCAUCAGCGACUUCGCCAUCAUCCUGGCCAUCCUCAUCUUCUGUGGGGUGGACAUGCUCGUCGGAGUCGAAACUCCCAAACUCAUCGUGCCAAGUGAAUUCAAGCCAACAAGUCCCGAGCGGGGCUGGUUCGUUGCCCCCUUCGGAGGGAACCCCUGGUGGGUUUACCUGGCGUCGGCUCUCCCCGCCCUGCUGGUCACCAUCCUGGUCUUCAUGGAUCAACAGAUCACUGCCGUGAUCGUCAACAGGAAGGAGCACAUGCUGAAGAAAGGGGCCGGUUACCAUCUGGACCUGCUCUGGGUGGCCAUUCUGCUCAUCGUCUGCUCCUUCAUGUGCCUGCCGUGGUACGUGGCCGCCACCGUCAUCUCCAUCGCUCACAUCGACAGCCUGAAGAUGGAGACGGAGACAUCGGCCCCCGGAGAGCAGCCCAAGUUCCUGGGUGUGAGAGAGCAGCGGCUCACUGGUGUCGUUGUGUUCAUCCUCACCGGCCUGUCUGUGCUGAUGGCUCCUAUUUUAAAGUUCAUCCCGAUGCCGGUGCUGUACGGAGUCUUCCUCUACAUGGGAGUCGCUUCUCUCAAUGGAGUGCAGUUCAUGGAUCGCCUGCAGCUGCUUCUGAUGCCAGCGAAGCAUCAGCCCGACCUGGUUUACCUGAGACACGUCCCCCUCAGGAAGGUCCACCUCUUCACCUUCAUCCAGAUCCUCUGCCUGGCCCUGCUGUGGGUCCUCAAGUCCACGGUGGCCGCCAUCGUGUUCCCCGUCAUGAUCCUCGCUCUGGUGGCCGUCAGGAAAGCGAUGGACUACAUGUUCUCGCAGUACGAACUCGGCUUCCUGGACGACGUCAUCCCGGAGAAGGACAAGAAGAAGAAAGAGGACGAGAAGAAGAAAAAGAAAAAGCGAGGCAGCGUCGACAGCGAGGCUGAAGACUCCGACUGUCCUUACAUUGACAAAGUUCCCAACGUUAAAAUCCCCAUGGACACGAUGGAGCAGGAGCCUUUCUUAGGCGAUAAGGCCCGUGACAGAAACAAGUCCCCAUCGCUGCUCGAACGACACACAUCGUGCUGAUCAGCUCCGCUACUACCAAGACAGCUGCUUGUCCAGCCCCGAGAUGAGUCCGCUGAAGUCUGUCCCUCAGAUCAGGAUCCACAUGGACCCCGACGACAACGACGACAACUCCUUCUACUGGAGGAGCCGGGGCUCCGAGACGUCUCUGUAGAGACGAGACAUCCGUCCUCAGCUCUGAGGAAAAGUCAUCGUUGUUCUCAUGAAGCCGUUUCACGUCAUGUUUCUCCUCACAGAUCCACAGGAAACGGAUGAAUGUGGCUCCUCCCACUUUUCUUCUCACUGCUCCUUUCGUUUUUACUCUUUGCAUUAUAAAUAUAAUCAUUGUCCGUGGGUUUUUUAUAUGAAGUGAUUUACUUAAAUAACAUUUUCCUGUAGCAGUAAUCUUUCUUUUUCUUUAGCUCUACCUCUUGUUUUAGAUUAAAAACUUGUGAACAAAUGCAAAAUGUUGACUUUUAAAAAAUAUAUAUUUUCUUUCUGUUUUGUGGUGGAGUCGAUUCAAGGGAUUCACUGUAUUAUAGCUUGUCAAUAGAAUGUGUGAGAAUAGAUUAUUUUUAAGUUAAUUAAUAAUGAAUUAAUCACAAAUAUUUGUAUAUGCAGAUGAGGUAAAUAUUUUUAUUAUCAUGUUUUGAUUGCUUCACCUUCUCUUUCUAAUUUCUUUCUUCCACGUUUGUUCAAAGCUUUUGCUACACUUUUAAGUUAAAUCUUUUCUUUUUUUAAUGAUUAUUUUGUGUUUGUUGGUAAAACUAAAGUGUUUUUCCCUUUUGGUAGAAAUCAGUUGAAAGAUAUUUAAUCUUCAGAUUAUCCUCAGCCAAACUUAGACUAACUAGGAAUGCUUAUCAAAUAAUGGCUUGUACUGAACCUAAGUGGCUUAUAAGAAUUAUGAGAAGGGAAUCAAAUCGGACUUUCUGUUUGGAGUCAUUUCCUACACCAAGCAGAGUACUCCUCGGGGGCGGGGCUUACUGUGAUUGACAGGACAGGUAUACGCCGUCUCCACGUCACUCCUCCACAACCCCAAAAGUUGGAGUCCUUCGUUUGAAUCUACAACAUCCAAUGAAAAGUGUCCACGAUGUUCAUAUUUAGGGAACGGAAUGAAUACUCAAAACAGUUUGUUUUUUUCAAUUAACUUUUUGUGACUUUUAGUAACAGGUGAAAUGGUUUAUUUUAGAAUUUAUAUUUUUGAAAUGAAAUGUACAUUGGAAAAUAAACAGAGUUCUCAAACA